Messenger RNA from Erythranthe guttata (spotted monkey flower), 1812 nucleotides. NCBI's taxonomy places the organism in Eukaryota, Viridiplantae, Streptophyta, Magnoliopsida, Lamiales, Phrymaceae. The record is from RefSeq and is a predicted model, not a curated record.
CAUCCUUGGCCCAGUCCAAAAAAUAUGUCUUCGUAAGAUCAAAGAUGGUCUUAGUGUUUCUCAAGGGUUUUUGGGUUUCUUGCUCUGUUAGUAAUAAAAUUUUGUUAAUAAGAUUCCUUACGUAACUUAGAAACUGUUCGCCAAAUUACCAUAUCACACAACCCUCAAAAUAUGUCGUCGGAGGAACCAUCCCAGAAUCCCACCGUCGAUGAGAGCUCCGAGAAGAAGCUAUCCAAGAAAGAGACCGCGAAGCAUGCGCGCCUCCUCGAACGUCAAAAAGCCGCCGCAGCAUCUGCUGCAGCCGCCGUUUCGGCCGUUGCCCUCGAAGGCGACGAGGACCCCUUGAGGACGAAUUACGGCGAUAUCACGUUGAAAGAGUUGGCAUCAUCAAAACCAAUCUCCGGGAAGAAGAAGAGGACGCUUGUACAAGAUUUGAAUGACGGGUUGAAGGGCAACAUGGUGGUAGUACGUGGCCGCGCGCAGGCGAUCAGGGCCGUGGGGAAGAAGAUGGCGUUCCUCGUUGUUAGGAGACGAGGCUGCACGGUUCAAUGCAUCUUGACAGUGUCCCAAGAUUUGGUCAGCUCGCAGAUGGUGAAGUUCGCCACUAGCUUGACCAGAGAGAGUAUUAUCGAGAUCGAAGGGCUCGUCUCCCUGCCGGCUCAACCAAUUACCGGUGCCACUCAGCAGGUGGAAAUUCAAGUGAGGAAACUUUAUUGUGUGGACAGGGCUGCUCCCACACUGCCGUUUAACUUCGACGAUGCAGCUAGAAGCGAUGUCGACAUAGAAAAAGCUUUACAGGCAGGUGAGCAGCUCGUUCGUGUGAAUCAGGAUACUCGUUUGAACUACAGAUUUCUUGACAUCCGCACUCCCACUAAUCUCGGAAUUUUCCGCCUUCAGUAUCAAAUUCAGAAAGUAAGUCGAGUUCAUUUUCGAGCUCGCCAUUUUUUCGGGAUCCACACCCCGAAAACAUUAGCAGGUUCUAGUGAAGGCGGUUCGGCCGUAUUUAGAUUAGAUUAUAAAGGGACGCCUGCAUGCCUGGCACAAUCACCUCAACUUCAUAAGCAACUAUCCAUCUGCGGCGAUUUUGACCGUGUCUUUGAGAUUGGUCCCGUGUUUAGAGCCGAAGACUCUUUCACGCAUCGACACUUGUGCGAAUUUACUGGUCUCGAUGUCGAAAUGGAGAUUGACGAGCAUUACUCUGAGGUGAUGGACAUUGUUGACCGCUUAUUUGUGACGAUGUUCGACUUUUUGAAUGAGGAAUGUUCGGAGUUGCUUGAAGUCAUCAAUAGGCAAUACCCCUUUAAGCCUCUUAAGUACUUGCGUAAGACCUUGCGUCUUUCCUUUGAAGAGGGGAUUCAAAUACUGAAGGAAGCCGGCGUCGAAGUUGAUCCCCUUGGAGAUCUCAGCACGGAAACAGAGAGAAAGCUUGGCCAACUUGUACUUGAAAAGUACGACACGGAGUUCUAUAUCCUUUACCGCUACCCUCUGUCUGUUCGACCAUUCUAUACGAUGCCUAGUCAUGAUGGUACGGAGUACAGCAAUUCAUUUGAUGUUUUUAUCCGAGGGGAGGAAAUUAUAUCGGGCGGUCAGCGUGUGCACGUGGCCGAUUUAUUGAGGGAGCGAGCACAAGCAUGUGGAAUCGAUGUCACGAGCAAGACAAUCUCUACAUAUAUUGAUUCUUUCAGGUACGGGACUGCGCCACACGGCGGAUUCGGAGUGGGAUUGGAGAGGGUGGUGAUGCUCUUCUGUGCGCUAAACAAUAUCCGCAAAACAUCUCUUUUCCCUCGCGAUCCACAGAGAAUUGUUCCGUGA